CACGAAAGCUUUAAAUCUAGAAUAACUGAAAUAGUUAAUCGGAUGUGUACUGGAUUCGGAAUGAGAUUGAUAGGAUGAGAAGGAAGGAUGAUGACUAUUUUCUGCUGUAGACUUUGGUGUAGGAUCAGCGCUAAACAUGCAUAAUGAUGAGGUUAAUCAAUGUAAGUUAUCUUUACAUUCUAACUAUAUUAGGUAUGAUAUGUUGUUAAUCAAAAUUGGUAAGUUCUCAGAAUGAAAUCGAGCCUAUUCUGCAAUUAACCGUCAAUGACAAAAUGACCCAACAAUGGACCAAAUCUCAUCAGAUCUCAGAACCUAACAGACUUGAGCCUGGACAGUGCUUCUUGGAUGGGUCACCACUGGCCUGCACAGCGUGGGAAGGCCAUAAUCCAGCAGUACAUGUGAAGUAAUUUACACUGGUAGUGAACUGACAUAACUAAUCUCGGAUGUUUUUAAAUUUGUGUUUCUCAGGUUCGUCAGGUUUGUACAGCAAUGGAAACAUAGUGAUUAAGACGGGCCUAGCGAAUGUGGCGGCCGUGUUCUCCUCGGGCAUCUCUGUGAACGUGUCGGGGACUUCAGGAGCCCUCAACUUCAUCACGCUACUGCCCGAGCGCUUUGCAUCUGCUAACACGCAGGGCCUGCUGGGUGUUUUCAACAAUAAUCCAAAAGAUGAUUUCACAUUCAAGAAUGGAACUGUGCUGUCAUUUAAUGGAGCAGAUGUGCCUGCGGAGGCUAAAUUGUAUGAUUUUGCAACUACAUGGAAAACUGCAGCUAAUGAAAGUCUGUUCACCUAUAACACCAGUGCUGGGGAAAGCUGGGACACUUUUAACAACAACAGCUUCAUGCCGGUGUUUUAUGAAGACCUCAUUAAUCAGACAUCUCCAGAACAACUGGCCAGUGUUAAUGUUUCCUGCGGAGGCCAGAAGGACUGCAUAUUUGACGUUCUGAGUACGGGGAACACCAACUUUGGACUGGCCACACAGGACAGCUCUGGAGUCUACAGAUCCUUGGGCAAAGUGCUACAAAAUUUCCCUCCAAAUAUAACGAGCAGUGGCCAAAUUAGUGGCAGUGUUGGUGAAACAGUGUGGGUAAAUAUCAACGCGGUGGACGUCAACAAUGACAUAAUUGAGUUCUCACUUGUAACCAAUUCUUCGAACAUCAACAUUUCAGCCGAUGGGAAUUUGACGUGGAGCCCCAGAAGCUCGGAGCCAGUGUUUGGCGUGGUGAGCGCCAGCGACGGCAAGGCCUCCUCUGUGCUGCUGCUCACCCUCACUCUCUGCAACUGCAGUGCAAACUCCACGUGCGUCUACAACCAGACGACCCUGAGCCUCAACGGCAGUGACGGAUCCACUUUCCAGGUCAGCUAGGCAGUUCAUCAUGUUGUUAUGAUUUUGGAUUUCUAUUUGAUUUGAUAUUGUUAUUAUAUUGUAGAACAUUGUGCUGUAUUAUAGCUAGCACCUACAGUGACCACAGGGAUCACCUAAUUACAUACAAAGUUUACAAAUGGAAAAUAAUUAAUAGAUACCCACCC
This is a messenger RNA of Petromyzon marinus (sea lamprey), 1528 nucleotides long. NCBI's taxonomy places the organism in Eukaryota, Metazoa, Chordata, Hyperoartia, Petromyzontiformes, Petromyzontidae. The record is from RefSeq and is a predicted model, not a curated record.